UCAAAGCAGUGCGUGAAAUGCCAGGGCUUUGGCCAUUUAGAGGCUAGGUGCACUAAAAUAGCCUGUCAGAUAUGCAGCGAGGCUCACCACACUAGCCUACACAAAUGCAAAUCCUGUCCUGCGAAAGGCAAAGCAUGCGUUCACACUAUAUUUAAGUGUGUUAACUGCAGCAAACCUCAUGCAGCAAACAGCCCCAGCUGUGAUAUCCUCAUAGCUAGAACCACUAGAACGAGCAACCCUAACAACUAG
Messenger RNA from Bipolaris maydis ATCC 48331, 249 nucleotides. Lineage: Eukaryota; Fungi; Ascomycota; Dothideomycetes; Pleosporales; Pleosporaceae. The record is from RefSeq and is a predicted model, not a curated record.